Messenger RNA from Acaulospora morrowiae, 336 nucleotides. NCBI's taxonomy places the organism in Eukaryota, Fungi, Glomeromycota, Glomeromycetes, Diversisporales, Acaulosporaceae. The record is from the annotation of a GenBank genome assembly.
GUCUGGAGAAAAGGAAUAUCGUUGGAUAUGAUAUCAGAAAAAGCCACAGACGAUUCAUCAGAGUUGAAUAAACCCAAUAUCUGGGCACGUAAAGCGAUCAUAGAUAGACGGUUUCAAAAACUUCUUGACGAAAUAACUCCAUAUACGGGAUUCUACAUAGCGCUGGGAAUCUAUCUUCUUAAUUUGUUUCUUUCCUUUUUGCAACCUAAAUUUGAUCCCUCAUUGGAGAUGGACAUUGUAGAGAGUAAUGUGGAAGAUGGUCCAUCGCUCCCGACGAAGGCCGAUGAAGAAUUCAGACCAUUUAUUCGAAGAUUGCCUGAAUUCAAAUUUUGGUAA